Molecule: messenger RNA, 1801 nt
Organism: Suncus etruscus (white-toothed pygmy shrew)
Lineage: Eukaryota; Metazoa; Chordata; Mammalia; Eulipotyphla; Soricidae
Gene: SLC22A15
Product: solute carrier family 22 member 15
Exons: 12
Coding region: 67-1707 (546 amino acids)
Biological process (GO): transmembrane transport
Cellular component (GO): membrane
Molecular function (GO): transmembrane transporter activity
Source: RefSeq, a predicted model, not a curated record
CGCGCCUGGGCAGGCUGGGGUGCUCCAGCCAGUUCUGGGCCGGGCCUGCCCGGGCCCUGGGCCGCCAUGGAUGUGGAGGAGGCAUUCCAGGCUGUAGGAGAGAUGGGCAUCUACCAAGGGUAUCUGUGCUUCUUGCUGGCUGUCCUUCUGCAGCUCUACGUGGCCACAGAGGCCAUCCUCAUCGCACUGGUGGGGGCCACCCCAGCCUAUCAGUGGGACCUGGCUGAGAUCCUGUUGAACCAGAGCCUCAGCAACCAGUCAACAGGGGAGGUGCCAACGCUGGGGGACUGGCUCCUGACAGCCAACUUCAGUGAGGUCCACAAGCAUGUACACUUCAGCAGCAACUUCACCUCCAUCGCCUCCGAGUGGUUUUUAAUUGCCAACAGGUCUUACAAAGUCAGUGCUGCCAGCUCCUUCUUCUUCAGCGGUGUGUUUGUAGGUGUCAUCACUUUUGGUCAACUCUCAGAUCGCUUUGGAAGGAAAAAAGUCUAUCUCACAGGUUUUGCUCUUGACAUCAUAUUUGCUAUUGCAAAUGGAUUUUCCCCCACAUAUGAAUUCUUUGCAGUCACACGCUUCCUGGUAGGCUGGAUGAAUGGAGGGAUGUCUCUGGUGGCCUUUGUCCUGCUAAACGAAUGUUUGGGCACCGCCUACUGGGCACUUGCAGGUUCCAUCGGUGGUCUCUUCUUUGCAGUUGGCAUCGCCCAGUAUGCUUUGUUAGGGUACUUGAUCCGCUCCUGGAGGACCCUCGCCCUUCUGGUUAACCUGGAGGGAACUGUAGUCUUUCUCUUAUCAUUAUCCAUUCCGGAAUCACCCCGGUGGUUAUACUCCCAGGGCCGCCUCCGUGAAGCUGAUACAGCUCUAUACCUCAUAGCCAAGAGGAACCGUAAACACAAGUGCACGUUCACACUGACGCAUCCAAGGCAUCAUAGCUUUAAGGAAACCGGAAAUUUCCUGGACCUCUUCCGUCACCGGGUUCUCUUGUGGCACACCCUCACUCUGAUGUUUGUCUGGUUUGUAUGCAGCUUGGUGUAUUAUGGCUUAACCCUGAGCGCAGGUGAUCUCGGUGGAAAUAUUUAUGCCAAUCUGGCUUUGUCUGGCCUCAUAGAGAUUCCAUCUUACCCUCUCUGUAUCUACUUGAUUAAUAGAAAAUGGUUCGGUCGGAAGCGGACAUUGGCCAUGUUUCUGUGCCUAGGAGGGCUGGCUUGUCUUAUUGUCAUGUUUCUUCCAGAAAAGAAAGAAGCAGGGCUGUUUGCAGUGGUGAACAGCCGUUCCUUGUCUCUGCUGGGGAAGCUGACCAUCAGUGCUGCCUUCAAUGUUGCAUACAUCUAUACAUCAGAGCUCUACCCCACUGUCAUCAGGAAUGUUGGGCUUGGAACUUGUUCCAUGUUCUCCCGAGUUGGCGGGAUUAUUGCUCCUUUCAUCCCUUCACUGAAAAAUGUGCAGUGGUCUCUACCCUUCAUUGUUUUUGGAGCUACUGGCCUGACCUCUGGCCUCCUGAGUUUAUUAUUGCCAGAAACUCUUAACAGUCCUUUGAUGGAGACAUUCUCUGACCUCGGGGUGUAUUCCUAUCGAAGACUGGGUGAUGAAACUUUAUCUCUACAGACCUUGGAACCUCCACAGCAUGCUGACCAAGAGAACAUUGUGGGGUGUGAGAGUGAGGAAGAAGAGUUCUAUGAUGCAGAUGAAGAAACUCAGAUGAUCAAGUGAAAUGCCUGUUCUCUCUGAUAAGUAGAGGGUCAGGCUUUGUGCCUCUAAUUCAGGCAGGUUCUCCCAGAAAACUCGAGCACUUGUGGCAAAGGAA